Messenger RNA from Gossypium raimondii (Peruvian cotton), 1259 nucleotides. RefSeq names its product probable isoaspartyl peptidase/L-asparaginase 2. Gene Ontology annotation, molecular function: hydrolase activity. The record is from RefSeq and is a predicted model, not a curated record. The transcript is spliced from 4 exons. The coding region runs from base 142 to 1119 and encodes 325 amino acids. Lineage: Eukaryota; Viridiplantae; Streptophyta; Magnoliopsida; Malvales; Malvaceae.
GAAUCAAAUUCAAAGAGGUUUUCAAGUCCGCGAAAGUCUAUAAAAGGGGUCCAAGGUUUUAGUUUUUACGUAGCAAAGCAAAGAGUGCCUAGGCGAAAGGUUAGAGAGGCAGAGAAAAGGCAGUGUUGAGAAGGGAGAGAAAUGGGGGCCUGGGCAAUAGCAGUGCAUGGUGGUGCUGGUGUCGACCCUAAUCUCCCUAAAGAAAGACAAGAGGAGGCUAAGAGACUCCUCACUCGUUGCCUUGAUAUUGGAAUCUCUGCUCUCCGCUCUAACCUCCCCGCCAUUGACGUUGUAGAGCUUGUCGUGAGAGAAUUGGAAACCGAUCCUCUGUUUAACUCCGGGCGUGGAUCUGCCCUCACGGAGAAAGGAACGGUGGAAAUGGAAGCCAGUAUUAUGGAUGGUCCGAAAAGGCGGUGCGGUGCCGUUUCCGGGUUAACCACCGUUAAGAACCCAGUUUCCCUUGCCCGACUUGUAAUGGAAAAAUCACCACAUUCGUAUCUGGCCUUUUCAGGCGCCGAAGAGUUUGCCAAGAAACAGGGCGUGGAGAUGGUGGACAAUGAAUACUUCAUUACCGAAGAUAAUGUCGGGAUGCUCAAGUUGGCAAAAGAGGCUAACUCUAUCCUGUUUGAUUAUCGUAUCCCUGCUGUUGGCACCUGUGGAGCCGGUGCCGCCAUGGACAGUCCUUUGCAGAUGAACGGGCUGCCAAUCAGUGUCUACGCUCCGGAGACAGUCGGGUGCGUGGUGGUUGACAAGCAAGGCCGAUGUGCUGCCGCCACCUCCACCGGUGGGCUCAUGAACAAGAUGAGUGGAAGGAUCGGUGACUCGCCACUAAUAGGAUCGGGGACCUACGCAUCUGAGUUAUGCGGGGUGUCGUGCACCGGCGAAGGGGAAGCAAUCAUCCGGAGCACACUGGCGAGGGAAGUGUCUGCAGUGAUGGAAUACAAAGGGUUGAAUCUGCAUGAGGCGGUGGAUUAUGUGAUAAAGAAUAGGUUAGAUGAAGGCAAAGCGGGGCUGAUCGCGGUGUCCAAGGACGGUGAAGUGGCAUGUGGGUUUAACACCACCGGGAUGUUUAGGGGCUGCGCCACUGAGGAUGGGUUCAUGGAGGUGGGUGUCUGGUGAAACGUCAAUGGGUUGCCCUAAGAGAGAUUUGAUUUUUAUGUCUUUAGGUUUUAACCAUGUGCUUCACAGUAUCCCUGGUUUGGUCGGUCAAUGUGUAAUUGAAAUGCCCCCAUUAAUAAAAUUAGGAUCUUCCGUAUCAA